This is a messenger RNA of Geodia barretti, 2588 nucleotides long. The record is from the annotation of a GenBank genome assembly. NCBI's taxonomy places the organism in Eukaryota, Metazoa, Porifera, Demospongiae, Tetractinellida, Geodiidae.
AUGGAAGAGUUGAUGGACGUUCUUCAGCAGAAGCCAGUCUCAUGUGGAAAGACCCAGCCUGCGAAGGUCCAUAGCACUGGUGGUGUCAGUAAGCCGCCAACACGCCAGCAUAGUGUGGGAGGGCAGACGCCACUCUCUCUUCCAAUAGUCAGUCCGACUAUCCGGACCCAGUGGAUGAACCACUCAGCUUGUUCCCCUGUCUCUCCUUCCAACCCCCAGACCCAGUCGCUGAACAACUCAGUUAGUUCCCCUGACUCUCCUUCCAACCCACCACCACCCACCAACCCUACUCCACCUGUGGCUGUCCUACAAGGCAGCAAACCCAAUGCUCCCUCGGAGGUCCUGAAGGUGUUCCAAUCCCCGGGCCCCCCUCUCCCCUCCCUCCCUCUUGGCUGCCAGCCUCCAAAGAGAUUCAAGGCAGUAGUGACCAGCACCCUCUCUGGUACAAGAUUCAGUGCUGUUCUGAUGAGUGUGGAGGUAAAACAAGCCCUCAAAUGUAUCGCAGAUUGUGCGGCCUCUGGUCAGCUCUUGCCUGCCGAUCCUUACAAUCUGGUCGUGGGGUCAAAGGUCGGGUUCAUAGACGACGAUGGGGAGUUGUACCGAAUGGAGGUGAGAAGGAUGCACAUGGGUAACGGCAGUAUCGACCUGUGUUUCCACGACUUUGGAGGGAGCAUCCGGACCAGUUACUCUCGCCACAGCCUUGUCACUCUCCCCGAACAAGUGGUGACAAUCCCCUGUCUCAAGUACCGAUGUGGUCUACCAACACUGCAGUGUAAAGAUUACCAUGGGUGCGAACACUUGAGUAAUAUAGUCAGAAAUUGCGCGGUCCAAAUGACCACUCUCUCGCAGCAAGUGACAAGCACAAACUUUGUCUAUUACCUCUGCGCAGUACAGCUCCCUGACGGCAGAGAGCUCGAGCCACUCAUGGCUCAGUUCUUGGAGACAGCUCCCACCCCUCGAGGUGGUGCUCCUCUAAUCAAGUUCCCACCUCUUCUCUCUAACUCCUCGCCAGCGUUCAAGCCUCCAGUGCCCCAGCCUCCCAAGACCAGCAACCUCAAACUGAUGUACAUGGCCAAAGAUGUGUCCGUGCGCCCAGUUCCCUCUGAGACUCUCUUUAUGAUUGUGCCGCGGGUCGUCGACAGCCCCUAUUCCAUCUGGGCCCACGUCAUCCACCCUCAACUUGGUGCACUCAGUCGCUUUGCAGGAAGACCUGAAGAGAGAGUACGGUGGACGGGAGGGGAAAGGUCGGGUCUACUCUCCCAGAGUUGGGGAGUUGUGUGUAGUGAGCCACUGUGAGGACCAGCAGUACUAUCGCGCUGAGGUUACUUGCGUCAACAACAAUGGGACGGCUGACGUUCGGUUUGUUGACUACGGUCAGCGAGAGAUGGUUCUGUUGUCGCAGGUUCAGCACAUCGAACCUGUCUUCCUCACCCUCCCUCUCCAGGCCGUCCACUUCUCCCUGGUGGGUGUGGCUCCCAGUGGCCACGCCCUCAGCUGGGCGGACGACGCAAUCGCCUACCUGAAGAACAAGAUUCUGAACAAGAAACUGGAUGCCAGACUGGUGUCCACCAGCCGGCAGGGGAUCCACUCUGUGACUCUCUCCAACUCUGCCAACGGUGGAAAGUCGGUUGUGGAGGAGAUGAUCAACCAUGGCUGGUGUGUGAGGUCCUCUGACAUGAAGAAAGACACCUCCGCUGGCAAGAUGGCGGGUGUGAAGAUGGUCCAGUCGCCUGAUGCCCCGAAAUCUCCUGCCAGCUCUCCUCCUCCUCUUUUCACCCUCUCCUCUUUCCCGCAACCAGUCGCACCUCCUCAAACUGCAACCCGCGGUUCGCCAGCUAAAGAAACAGUUGACAAGACACGUGAAAACAGCUCUCCAUCGACUAACUUCUCUUCUCCUCAAACUGGUGCAAGAAGAGGGCGGGGUCCUGUGUGUCGUGCUACAGAGGUCAAAAUUCCAGGAUUAAUCUCCCAAUCAAUGCGGACGUGGAGGCACUGGUCACCUCUGUCAUCAGUCCGUUCCAAUUCCACGUCCAGCCUCUGGACAAACAAUCACUCAACACUCUGAAAGAAAUUUCCAACAAGCUGAACAGCACAACGCUAGCUCCCUUCCCUCCCGGCGGAGAGUUCCCCAUGUUCUGUGCUGCCAGGUUCUCUGAGGACCAAAUGGUUCAUCGCGCAAGGAUCUGGAAGCAAAGUAGUCCCAACUAUUAGUGAAGUUCAUUGACUACGGAAAUUCCGAAACUGUUCCCCAAUCAGACGUGUACAUUCUCCCGGCCUCUUGCGCUGAACUACCUGCACAGGCAGUGUUUUGCGGUCUGAAUGGUCACCAUCCUGUGAGCCAGACACCAGACAAGCAACCUUCCCAGCAGUGCUCUCAGGACUUCAGGUCAUUGGUUGGGAAUAGAGAGGUGGUCAUCACUACCUGCGCUGUCCUGGACACUUUUCAGUCUCGCUACCCCAAAAACACCUCGUGGACUUGCGCGACAAGAACGGGAAGAUGCGCGCUGGGCCUGGUGGGUGGAGGCUGGACACGCGAAGGACGAGAGAAGCUCACCGAGGAAGCCAAAGAAGACUGGUGGCGGAAAGAG